AUGGCAAAUUUCGUAAUGUUCUUAAAUUUUCUUCUUUCUUUAACUGUCUUCCACACUUUUCAGUCAGUUCAGUCUCAUUUUUCUCUCUAUAAUGAUAACAACAUUUUCAAUGUUCUUAAUUAUGGAGCAAUUGGAGAUGGAUUUUCUGACGAUUCAAAGGCUUUCAAAGAUGCAUGGGAAGACACAUGCAAUUACAUUGGAUCUGAAUCAAUUAUGGAAAUUCCUGAAGGAAACACAUUUCUUCUGCAACCUAUUGAGUUUCAUGGCCCUUGUAAAUCCAAGAAAAUCAUUUUAUCGAUCAGUGGAAACUUAAUUGCUCCCGAAUCUCCAUAUGAAUGGAAAUGCAACAAAGAUGAUUGUCAUCAGUGGAUCGAAUUCGCACAUAUAAAUGGACUUUAUAUCGAUGGUCAUGGCUUGAUGGCAUGUCUCAAGAGACCAAGGGGUGUGGUUAUAUCACAUUCGAGUAAUGUGCAUAUAAGCAACAUUAUGGUGAAGGACAGUCCAAAUUUUCAAAUGUCGUUGGAAGAUUCGAAAUGGGUUAUUGUUAAGCAACUCACCAUAACCGCUGAUGGUGAUAGCCCUAACACUGAUGGCAUUCACAUUCAACGUUCUCAGAAUGUUAUCGUAUACGAUAGUAACAUUCGUACAGGUGAUGAUUGUAUAUCUAUUGGUGAUGGUUCGAAAUACAUUAAUAUAUCACGGAUCUCAUGUGGUCCAGGGCAUGGAAUAAGUAUCGGAAGCUUAGGUCGAUAUGGAACCAAGGAAACGGUCGAAAAUGUUGUUGUUCGAGAUUGUACUUUUAGAGAAACAACUAAUGGGGUUAGAAUCAAGACAUGGCAGACGAAAGCUGUGGAGAUCAAGAAUGUAAUGUUCAACCACAUACAUGGAACAUCAAUCAAGAAACCCUUUGUGCAACUCCUAUGCAGCAAAUCAGUCCCAUGUAGAGAUAUAUUCAUGAACGAUAUUAACAUUCACGACGAAAACGAAGAGGAAGAAAAGAAAUAUCAUAAAUCAUUGUCUCGCCACGAUGAUCAUCCUUCUGCUGAAUGCAUCAAUGUUAAAGGUGAAUCUAAUGGUGUAAUGAAGCCAAAACUAGCUUGCUUGGAAUCCAAAAGACAUUGA
Molecule: messenger RNA, 1122 nt
Organism: Arabidopsis thaliana (thale cress)
Lineage: Eukaryota; Viridiplantae; Streptophyta; Magnoliopsida; Brassicales; Brassicaceae
Product: Pectin lyase-like superfamily protein
Exons: 8
Coding region: 1-1122 (373 amino acids)
Biological process (GO): carbohydrate metabolic process
Molecular function (GO): polygalacturonase activity
Source: RefSeq, marked reviewed